AUGAUUUAUAACAAGAAACGAGUCAUAAUUGUUGCCCUUAUCUUCGCAUCUGCUCCGGCAUGGAUGGUUUUUGUCUACUUCACUACCACUUUCCAAAAUCAGGAACGCCCAUCAGAGCUACAAAAUGCGCCUACCUUGGCAAAUACUGCCCCUAUAGUCCUUAUGGCCCCAGUAAAAAAUCAAACAGAAAUCAACGACACAGAUGACUUAGAUAUAGACGAAACUCUCCAUCAACUGAUUGAUUUUAAAGACUUGGGGAAGAAUAAGAGAGUAGUAUUGCUAUUGAUCAUCGUUUCCACUGCACCAGCAAGAUUUGAAAGAAGACAGGCAAUAAGAGAAACCUGGUGGAAACAUUGUUCUGGCAAUCAGACUCAGGUAGGCAGGCAAGAUAGGUUCUUUGUCGCCAGUUAUCUCACGAUCUCACGAUGACGUUUCUUUCAGUAAUAUCAUUGAUGAAGAAUUACUCCUUAAUUUGUAUAGUUAACAGCAUGAUUUGUGGUACGAAAUUUGAGACAAUUUUGAAAUAUCCUAAGUGGUAUUUAUGCUACAUAUCACGUACAAAUCAUGCUAUUAUUUGUUUAUACUACUACCCACAAAAGCCUAAAGGCUCGGGAAAUUAUUAGGAUUUGGACAAAACGCAAGUGAAAUUAUUCCCUAAUUUCACGAGUAUACCACUUGAUUACCAUUUAAUAUCAUGGAUGACGAAUUACGUUGGCAAUCUUGGAUUUUUGACAUGUUUAUCCUGGAUCGUAUCGAUCGAGGACUCCACUCUCUCAAAUGUUUAGACCUUAAAUUUGGCUUAUAAAGUUCAGAAUUUUUCAGUCUUUUUCGGCAAAAUACCUGUUAGAAUCCUUCUUGAGUUCUCUUGUGUGUUCAGGUUUCCUAAAGCGUCUUUAAUUUUUGUGCCCUGACAUCUUCAUUCACCGCAUUUUAAAACUUCGUCGCCAUCUUGACACUGAGACGUACAGAAGGGCUGCCAUGGCAAUUUCUGGACGCUUGGUUACACUAAUCGGAUAGGUAAAUAUGUGGCGCGAUAUUGCUUUGUUUUUCAGGGGUUUUUUGUUGCAUUCAGGGUUAAUGCGACUGAGCUCUACAAAAUUACCCGUGACAAGCCCAUGACUGGCAAUGAUUUAUAACAAGAAACGAGUCGGCAAAAUACCUGUGAAACGCAAAUGAAAUUAUUCCCUAAUUUCACGAGUAUACCAUUACACAAACUUAUUCACAGCGAAAUUUUCUACCAACGACAAAGACGUCGGCAAAAAGCAAAAAUCAACGGGUUUAGAUUAGCAAAACAACAUCUUUGCACGAGCAACACCCUUUGUUUUUUGCACUUUCUUUAUUGUCGUUCAACGACCUCGACGUCAAAUUCCUUAUUUCCCCUUUUACACCGAGGACGUGAACAAAAGACACCGACUCUGAACUUGGAUACAGUCCUUUUGGAAUAAACCUUCAGAGAAAUUCGCCAAAAUUGGACAAUUAAGGUGGCUCGAUACAGUUUUUCAGAGUCAAUACCUCCCAAGUUUGAGCAUAAACUACGUCGCCAUAACCAAAGAUUUGGAAAAAUUGCCACCACGGUUGUGUUAGAUAAAGCACAGGUAACCCAGGCUCUGUGAUAGUACCACAGUAUGGUUCUAGUAAAAUUACAGUGUUUGUAUGGGGUAAAAAUAUGAUCCUAAAAUUUGUAGGAAAUACUUAAUAUAAGUCAAUGAAACUUACCCUGCAGUUAGUUGUUGUUGUCCUUAUUGCUCCAAUGAAGUUUCGUGAUAAUUUGUUCAAAUUUUAGGAUCGUUUUUUCACCCAAUACAAACACUGUAAUUUUACUAGAAUCGUACUGUGGUACUAUCACAGAGCCUGGGUUACCUGUGGAUAAAGAUGAAAAUUUGUUGUGAUCAGGGUUGUAACGACAUCGGAGUUGUCACAGCAACGAAAUGACGCUAUUACCUAUUUUACUUGCAGCAAUAUAUCUCGGCCGCUGGGAACUGUUCUUCCAAAAUCGUUCACGGUAGCUUUUUCCUCCAAUAGCGGCCUCGAUGUUCGUCAAGUUUAAGCCAAAUCUGUAAAAGCGUUAUCGAGACUAUUAUGGGAUGAAGUCUUUAUGGCUAGAAACACAGUUAAAAAUGGACAACAUGUUUGGCCGUUAUCUGUACAAAACAAAGCGCUUUAGACAUGCAAUUUUACCUCAUAGUAGUUUCAACCUUUUUAAAAACGUGUGUGAAAGAUCAUGGAGAUAACUCCAGCCGAUUGCUAGAAAGAAGGAUGUGAUGACUAUGUAUGAAACGCUCUUGUUGGCGGUUUUGUAAACAUUUAGGUCUUCUAUAACAAAUUAGCGAAUAAUUUUUAAACCGCUCGAUAGAUUUUUUUAAAAAAAUUGAAGAUUCUUUAGAUUAAUGUUCCUUUAAUAUGACCUUUUACCCUCAAGAUUAUUGAUAUAUUGUAAGGCAGUAAAAUAAGGGCUACAAUUCGUUUUUUUUUUUUGUUCCGGAAAAGCUCGAUGUGGGAUUUCUAUUCUAUGGACAUGAAGUGCUGCAAGUAGAGUGCGUGAUAGUCAAGUACAAAGCUACCCGUCUAAACAAAUACGUAACGCAGACGGGUAGUUACAGUUGCUUAUAGCAGUAGUCCAAGGUUAAAUCAUUGAUAUCUCAAGUAUUUACAAAGUGCAACGCGACUUCACAUCUUAACAACUGCGAAAAUCUAUCAAUUAAAUACAUACAACAAAGUGAAUCUAUUUAACCGUGGAGUCCCAGUAAGUGCGACAAUAUUCCGAGAAACGUAACGGCUCAAUACACCACAAACAGGAUUUCCCGCUAUAAUAUUUUCUCAUCAUACUCGGGGUAUUUACUUUAUCACGUAUAAUAACACGAAAAUUAAGGGCCUCGAUUCGGAGAAAAUUACAUCACUGCCAAACAUAGCCUCCCACGCAGGCGUUUUUAGGGGAGCUCGUUUUUCAUCCCUCCCCACAAACGCCUGGUCAGCCGGAAACAACAUUCCUUUCCCGUUGUUUUAUUUGCGUGGUAAGUGACCAAUAAACGGUUGUGCAAUAAAGUGUUGACAGGCUAAACACGACUAAAACGUGACCCUACAGUUACCGAUUUCCUUCUUUUCUUUCCUUCGUUAACGUUAUGAAGUGCAUGGAGUAUUCUAAAAUUUGAUUAAAUCUUAUUUUUGCCGCUCUGAAUCUAACAUUUAUUGGAGGUUAGAAAUUUUUUCCAUUAUUUCAUGCAGAUCGAGCAAUUAUCAGAUUACCUUGCGGUCAAGGUCAACUUUCCAGAAUUUGGAAAGUACGAUGUGACUUGCUAAGAAUGGGAAAGGAAUGUUGUCGUCGGUUGAGCAGGCGUUUGUGGGAAGGGAUGAGAGACGAGCUCCCCUAAAAACGCCUGCGUGGGAGGCUAUGCCAAACAGCGAAAACGUAAUCAAUUACAUGCGUCAUUUCAGUCAUCGCCAAAAAUAAACCACAUGCUCAUCACAAGACUCAUUUGCAUACAAUGAAAGUCGUCACCAUUCUUAUCCCCAGUUUCCACGGUCUCUACUAGGAACGCUUGGGAGCAUGGCGUCCUAACUGGUGUUACGCACAAACAAAGAAAAAGAAACGCCUGCAUUUUUAGUCUAGCUGUGCUAAAGCAAGCUCUACUAAAAAGCUCCUCAAUGAAUCAUUGGCGAAGGUAGUCUUGGUUAUAAAUAGAGAAAACAGAAUUUAAGGUCGUGAAUCUGCUUUUCCAGAAAACGUGUCGUUUCACCAUUUCAUGAUUUUUACCUCACCAAUGUAUGGAAUGUGUGAAAAGAGAGCUACACAACGGUAAGAAUACUAUUGACCGACAACAUACAGAGCAGGGGCAGCUGUAGUGUCAACUAUUACUAGUAAUACAUGUACUCUAGAGAACUGUUUCUUUCAAAUUUCGUCUUAUUCUCGUGCAUAUCUACGUACAAUUUAUGAAAAGACAAAGGUUCACGUUCCCCUGAGACCUCUAUUGGGAAAACAAAACACACAAGCCAAAGAGGUCUAUUAACGGGCCCGAAAAGCGGUUGUCGUUUACAUUAAAGCUCGAGGUUUCAGUAGGUUUACAGAUAAUAUGAUAAAACUAUCAGUAUAUAAUCUGAAUAUUUGAUUUCGGGCCCGUAAAGUUACCGGGACUUUCGAGAAACGGGCCCCAGGAGCAUAGUCCCUUGGAGUCUCGGUUCGGUCAAUCCUGGGCGGGUUUGUUCAAAGCAGGGUUAAGAUAACCCAGGAUUAGUGCGAAGUAUAAAUUCAAAUAUGAAAGCUUAAAAAUCAAAUUCAGUCUAAUUCAGUCUAAAAUUAUCCGGGAAAAUGCUUUGAACAAAAGAACAAGAAACCCAGAAUAAACCUUAAUCCUGAGUUAGGAUUAAUCGGCUUUCGAACAAGUGGGCCCUGGACUCUACCGUCAGCUGUGACGUCAUUUCGUCGCUAUUACUAGUAAUACAUGUACUCUAGAGAACUGUUUCUUUCAAAUUUCGUCUUAUUCUCGUGCAUAUCUACGCAUAAUUUAUGAAAAGACAAAGGUUCACGUUCCCCUGGGACCUCUGUUAGGAAAACAAAACACACAAGCGAAAGAGAUCUAUUAACGGGCCCAAAAAGCUAAGUUGUCGUUUACAUUAAAGAUCGAAGUUUCAGUAGGUUUAUAGAUAAUAUGAUAGAACUAUUCAGUAUCUCAUCUGAAUAUUUGAUUUCGGGCCCGUAAAGUUACUGGGACUUUCGAGAAACGAGCGCAAGUACGGCCUAGUCCGUAGGCGUUCUAGGCUUGGUCAAUCCUGGACUCUACCGUGUACUAUGACGUCACCGAGAGAGACUCGCUCGCUCUUUCCCGCGAACAACUGGGCCAGAUAGAACGCCUAGGGACUAAGUUGGGGCCCAAGGGCUUUUCUCUUGGACUUUUGGAGGGUCCCAUCCCAGAUUUCACGAGAAAAGCCCUGAAGAUGGCUCCCACGACACCCGGGACAUAAGGGCAGUUCUGGCCUCGUGGGUAUAACUUGAAUUUUUCUUUCUUCAGGUUGAAUGUGUCUUUGUGACUGAUGGACUCAUAACAGACCAAAUUCAACAUAACCUUAUUUUAAACGAAACGGAUAAAUACAAGGAUAUUAAGCUUCAGCCUCUUAAAGGAGGCCGUGGGCAGUUUGGAUUCCGCUUCCUUAACCAAAUCAAGUGGGCAGCGGCGAAAUUUAACUUUCAGUACCUACUUAGAAUUGAUGAUGACUACUUCUUGUGCCCAAAAAGGCUUCUUUUUGAGCUUCCAUUGAGACCGAAACAAAAUCUAGUCUGGGGAUUUUUCCACUGUCAAAUAGGAAUCACAUGGCUGGAUGAAGCAUUUAUGAUAUUCACUAAAGAUAUCAUUCAGGAGUUCUUAGCGCAGAACGAAAGCUCGAUGUUGUGUCAUCCACAUGCGGACCAACAAGUCAUGUUGUGGCUGAGCAGUAUUCUAAACAAAACUUACUUCCACGAUACCAGGUUACAUCAUCAUCCUCCAGCGUCACAUGUUCCUCGAUUUAGUCACAUCUCGAAUGUUUGUGACUCCCAUUUAGGCGCGCAUGGGGCAUAUGGCGAGACCAUGUAUUAUCUGGGGCUAAGAGCUAAUGACAGCGCUAAAGACGUUUCAGCUAUUCCUGAUUUUGCAAAAUUUUGUAAAACCACAAAGUUUGAUCACCGUGCAUUUCGUGGUAUGUGGCGAUAUGAACCCAGGCCCUGCAAAGAUAACCCAACGUGGAACUUGGGAAAUGAAAUGUGGUUUGGUAAGGAAGUUGGUCAAGGAUUGUAA
Porites lobata is the source of this 5765-nucleotide messenger RNA. The record is from the annotation of a GenBank genome assembly. NCBI's taxonomy places the organism in Eukaryota, Metazoa, Cnidaria, Anthozoa, Scleractinia, Poritidae.